Molecule: messenger RNA, 3375 nt
Organism: Terrapene triunguis (Three-toed box turtle)
Lineage: Eukaryota; Metazoa; Chordata; Testudines; Emydidae
Product: RNA-binding protein 44
Exons: 14
Coding region: 1-3165 (1054 amino acids)
Molecular function (GO): RNA binding
Source: RefSeq, a predicted model, not a curated record
AUGGAACAAAGAGAAAACAUCAGUGAUAAGAGUAAAACAGGAGUCUUCACUGAGCCAUCCUAUGCAAAGUCUGAUGAAAUUGACUGUGUUGAUACUCUGUUCGGUGAACUUGCAGAGGGCGUCAACUGCUCUGUUUCAGGCCAGGCAUGUUCCAUAAAUGUCUCAGAAUUCAAGUUUCCAGAUGAAAGCUUAGCUUGUUUCAGUUCAUCACUAGAUGCAGAACUUGAAACUUACAAUAAAAUAAGAGAGAGGAUUUCCAAAGUGUAUGAAGACAAAAGUGAAGCUGGUAUGUUGGGAAAGGUCUGCAACAAUAUACAUUUCAGUUACAAGGAGAGUGACGACAAACCCAAGAGUGAUGUAGAUGAAGACUCACAACUAGAGUAUCACAGUGCUGAAGAGCAAGAUUAUUCUGGUCAAAAUACCUCAUAUAUGCCUUUUGCGCAAAUUAAAACUCCAAGGACACAAAAUUCAGAAGCUCUGGAGUUGGUAGAGCCACUUUAUGAAGUUAUAUGUGAUGGAGCCAAAGGUGGGCAAAAUCCUGUUAGCAAAUUAGGUGAUGGUUCUUUUGCCUUGGAUUAUGGUGCUGUUGAUGAGUUUUAUAAUAAAGCAGCUAUAUCAGAAUUCUCAAAAACAUCUCAGGACUUCAUAUCACUGAUGGAUUACAAAGGCCUGAAAUGUGAAAAUCAUGAAGAGGAACAAACUGAAGCUACAUAUCAUAGUAAACUUGGUGAAAAUUCCUUUGAAAGUGAUACUGUUGUGAAUAGAGAAAGGGCUUAUCAAAAAUCACUCUCCAUGAGCAGUUCAGAAAAUCAACAAAAGAUGGAGGCUGUUUCUUUUUGUGAUGUUGCACAGUCAUCACAAAUGGCUAUAAAAAAAGGGUUUAAAAUGAAAGAUACUAACAGCAUGUUGCAGAAGCAUGGAAAUACUUGUGUAUUACCACGGGAAAGACCUUCUGUGACAUCCACACAGAUUUCUAGCAAAAAUGCAGACGAUUCAAUUUCUUGUAGUUGUGAAGAAUCAUUUUUGUCUGCAUUUAAUUCUGUUUGUCAUGAUUGCAGCCAGAAGACUGUUGAAAGGAAACCAGAUUUUUCUUUUGCACUUCCCAGAAUUCCAAUGAAAGAUGGUCAUUUGUCUUGUGUGGAAGUUCUAGAUAAGUAUGCUGGUAAUAGUACCAGACAUCAAGUAGAUUUUCCUGACUCAGAAAUCAAGUGCCUCACAUGCUUGAAUAAUGCUACAAGUAAUAAUAAAGUUACAGUUAACCAGACUGUUGAUGCAAGUUCUGAUUUUAGGGCUUGUUUCACUACAAGCAGAGCUACUAGUGCUAAUGCUUCUGUGGUAUCUAAAGCAAACAACACAAAGUUAACAAUGAUGAACAAAAUCAAGUCUGAAGAAUGGCAGAGUGAGACCUGUAGAAGUAUUGCCUGCAAUACAGAUUUGUCAUGUGUAGGUGGCAGUAUGGAGCAGAUUGCCUCAUGGCUUGCUGAGACAUGGGAAAAUUGUAUCUACAGUGAAAUCCCAACAACUGAAUGGAAUUCGCAAAUUAAGGAUCCUUUGGAGUUGAAAAAUAAGUUGAGUGUCAGAGAUUUAAAAGAAAAUCCUGACAGGAUGUUGCAUCUUAGCAAAGAAAUUGAGAAGAAUUAUUCAUCAAACUGUUGUAGGAUGUUGCUGCAGAGAGCUAUAAAAGCAGAAUUGCAGCUUCUAAGAACUCACUAUUGGAUGUGUCAUCAGCACUGCUGGAAGAUUUACAGACUUGUUAUGGAAGAAAGAGAAUGUUUUAACAGGAAUUUUAAAAGUGACAUUUCCAAGACUGAACUAGGGUCAUCUUUGUUGUCUGUUUUUGAAGAACUGAAGGCUAGGUAUGAAAGCAUGAGAGAAAAAUUAGUCAUGGGUAUACCAUUGGAUUCACUGCCCCCAUUAUCAGUAGAGUCAAAAUUGCUCUCGAUCUUUUCUUCUUAUGUUCCUUCAAAGUUAGUGAAAGACGACCUUCUGUAUAAUUCUAGUUCUGCGGCAGAAAAAUCAGGCUUGGAAAUGUCAAAACAUCAAGAGAGAGAAAUUUCCUCCAGCCUGAAAAGAACACCACCUUUAGUCACUCCUCAAAUGUGUGUAACUGACAACAGGCAGCAUAAGCAAUAUCCUUCCUACAAGAACUUUGAAAUAAAGUAUGAGGCUCAAGAUAUAGAAAGGGACUGCAGAAAAAAUCAAGAAAUAAAUGAAGACUGGUUUGAUGCUAAAGAGAACUUUACAGUGACUGAUUUUUCAGUAACACUUCUAGGGAAUGAAAAAGAACAAGAAAAGCUAGAGAAGGUCAUUAGUACAAGAGAAAUAAAGAUGGUGAAGAAUACAAAAAGUGAGCCAAAUAAGCAUUAUUUUAUUCAUGUUGGUGGCUUAAGUCCUUCAGUAUCAGAGGUUGAUCUAAGGUCUCAUUUCCAGAAGUAUCAGGUUUUGGAGGUUUCAAUAUGUGAGUUUUCUAGUAACUACAGGUAUGCAUCUCUGAGUUUUAAAAAAGCUAGUAAAGCAAAAUUGGCUGUGGACGAAAUGAAUGGGAAAGAAAUAAAAGGAAAAGCAGUAAAUGUUCGUCUUGUAAAAACUGCAGGAGAAAAUAUACUUCCAGCUUUUCAAAAAGUUUCCAGACCACUUCACUAUGAAAACCAAGCCACUGAUAAUUUGGAAGAAAAUAUUCAAGUCAGAACUACCUGCUCUGUCCCGGACUCUUUGAAAGUGCCUUCCACCACCUCAACCUCUUUGAAAGUGCUUUCCCCUCCCUCAGUUUCUUCAGCAAUGCCUGCCCCUACCCUGGCCUUUUCAAAAGUGCUCAGCUCUGAUUUAAAACCACUUAGACAUGAAUCAGGACACCUUUUAUUCUCAGUUGAUCAACAGAGUACAAGAGAGAAUCCUCUGCAGAUAAAACCUGUUCAGUUCUCUCCUAAUCCAUCUGCUACCUUUAUACCUCCUAACACAUUGAACUUGAGCAGCUUUACCAAAUUGAUGAAGAAAUUAGAAGAACUGCAUCCCAAGGCUAGUAGAGAUAAUAUUGUGGAUGCUUUGCUGGAGGUCAGAACAAAUAAUAAAGGUUUCCUAAGUGGCUUGUCUAUUAAUGUUAUUGUGGAAAUGGCUUCCUCUGUUCUGAAGAAAUCUGCAUCCAAAUGUGAGGAAAAAGUAGCAUAAACAGCGUUGCUAGCAUGGAUGCAGAAAAGACCAAGAGAACCAGUGUGGAAAAGUGCUUGUUUUUUUUAAUAAUUUUUAGUUUUAUUUACAAAACAUUUGUAAUACUUGAAAGCCCUGAAAUGUGUUGUGUUCAAGCGGAUGAGCAUUCUCAAAAUACUAUUUUAUAAACUUUCCUUUGUAAUUUUUUGUUCCACUCGUGAAAAGGUAGUC